Molecule: messenger RNA, 6579 nt
Organism: Culicoides brevitarsis
Lineage: Eukaryota; Metazoa; Arthropoda; Insecta; Diptera; Ceratopogonidae
Product: neurexin 1
Exons: 19
Coding region: 421-5769 (1782 amino acids)
Source: RefSeq, a predicted model, not a curated record
CAUAAGUUUCUCUAAAGAUACUUGCUCAUUAAUUUGAAAAUAUUUAAAAAAAAAAAAUAAAAGAAAACGCGUUACCUACCAAACUAAGAUAAAAAUAAAAUUGAAAAGUAAAAAAAAUGUAAUAUAGUGUUAAGAAUGAUACAUAAGUCCUGUGAGAGCAGUUAACAAAAGUGAAUAAAUAUUUCGUACUGCUAAAAUAUACACGGAGUUAAGCUGUUUAUAGAUACAAUUUGUACGAUGAGAAGGCAUUUUCCAUACAUAAUGUAAUUACAUUGAAAAAAACACAAGAAUAAAAGAAAAGAAAACGUGUGUAUAUUGUGUCCUCGUGAUAUGCUGUAAAUAAAGUAUCGUUCGAUAACUUUGAGUAUAAAAUAAAAUGUAUGAAAUAAAAUAACUAAAGAUUUAAAGUGAUCAAUCAAAAUGGAAUUAAAUAUAUUCAAAAAAAUGCUACAUCAAGAAUUAACUAGUAAAAAUGCUCUGAAAUCAUCUAAAAAAUCAUCAUCCCUGCUGAAAUAUCGCCGUUGUAAAGUUAAAUCUUCAUUUACAAUAUUAGUUACGGCUUUCCACUUUGUGCUUGUUUUGCUACUUUCAACAGACAGUUGUAAUGGUUUUGUGCUAGAUGGUACGCAAAACUCCUUUGCACAGUUCCGAAAGUGGUAUACGGGCCUUAACGGGACAUUAGAGUUAGAAUUUAAGACGGAACAACCAAAUGGUCUUGUAAUGUACACGGACGACGGUGGUACCUAUGACUUUUUUGAGUUGAAAUUGGUAGAGGGUGCACUUCGUUUGCGCUAUAACUUAGGUGGUGGAGCACAAAUAAUUACAGUGGGACGUGACUUACACGAUGGUCACUGGCAUAAAGUGCAAGUACUUCGUAGUGAUGAACGCACAACCCUCACUGUGGACGGCGUGGCACAGUAUAAGGAUUCACGAGGGAAAGAAUUCCAAUUUGGUAAAUUUGCCACAAAUUCCGAUGUCUUUGUUGGUGGAAUGCCAAAUUGGUAUAAUGCCAAGCUAGCAUUGUUAGCAUUACCGAGUGUGAUAUUCGAGCCACGGUUUCGAGGCUCAGUUAGGAAUUUAGUGUAUGCUGAUGCACCGAAUGUUGGGCCUCGGAGGCAGGAGCAACGAGCGCAACGUGACAUUAAAUGUGGCGAUAUGCCUUGUGAUGGAAAUGAAUUGCCCAACAAAGAAAAGGUGGCACGUGGUUUAAGAAGUAAUAUAACGGAUGCCUGCGAAAAAAAUGAUCCAUGCUUACAUAACGGAAUCUGUAUCUCAACCGAUAACGGUCCUAUAUGCGAAUGUAGAAAUCUAGAAUACGAGGGAACUUACUGCGAAAGAGAUAAAGCACCUUCUGAAGCAACGUUUCGCGGUACAGAAUUCUUGUCGUAUGAUCUGGGACAAACUGGAGGUGAACCUAUUGUAAGUGCACAAGAUGCCAUUUCUCUGUAUUUUAGAACACGACAGCCAAAUGGUCUACUAUUCUAUACAGGACAUGGCACGGACUAUUUGAAUCUAGCGUUAAGAGAUGGUGGUGUAAGUUUAACAAUGGGAUUGUCAAAUGGAAAGCAAGAAAUGCAUAUUAAACCCGCAAGAAUUCGUUUCGAUGAUCAUCAAUGGCACAAAGUUACAAUCCAUAGAAGAAUACAAGAAAUUUCCUCAAUUACAAGUUUUUGUCGACUUGUUGCAGUAGUUGACGACGUCUAUACGGAUCAUUCUCAUAUCGCUGGGAAAUUCACAAUGCUUUCAUCAUCUCGAGUAUAUGUGGGUGGAGCAGUUAAUCCUCGUGCACUUUCUGGAGCUCGUGUUCAUAAUAAUUUUGUCGGAUGUCUUCGGAAGGUUGAGUUCUCUGCUGAUACAUUGAGAUUAAAUUUAAUUGACCUAGCGAGAACAGGAUCGAAAUUAAUUCAAGUUGCAGGACGUGUUGACUAUACAUGUCCAGCUGGCGAUCCACAAGACCCUGUUACAUUUACCACCCGCGAUUCUUACUUAACUUUGCCAUCUUGGGAGGUGACAAAACAAGGCGUUAUCUCAUUUAAGUUCAGAACAAAUGAACCAAAUGGAUUGAUUAUUUUAAAUACAGGAAUUAAGGAUCAAAAGACCGAUUUCUUUGCUGUCGAAUUGCUCAAUGGACAUAUAUACGUCCAUCUUGAUUUAGGUUCGGGUGCUGUAAAGGUACGAGCUAGUCGAAGACGUGUCGAUGAAGGAAUUUGGCAUGAGCUGAGUCUACGACGCGUUGGAAGAGAAGGACGAGUUGCAAUUGACGGACAAUGGAGUGACUUUAAGACACCUGGUGACUCUACACAACUUGAAUUGGAUAGUGCCAUGUACGUUGGUGGUAUUGGACCACCUUAUCUGGAUGUUCCGGCACCACCAGCUCUUUGGACUGCCACUUUACGUCAAGGGUAUGUCGGAUGUCUCAGAGACUUGGUUCUCAACGGAAAACCCGUGGAUAUUGCAGCAUUUGCGAGACAACAAGAUUCAGGAGCUGUAAAGCCAUCUUGCCAUGUUGUAUCAAAUCAGUGUUCUGGUGCGAUCCCAGCUUGUCAGAACGGAGGCGUAUGCACAGAAGGUUGGAAUCGUCCACUUUGUGACUGUUCUGCGACAUUGUAUACAGGUCCUACAUGCGGUCGCGAGUCUACUACUUUGGCAUUUAAUGGAUCUCAACAUAUGACAGUUUGGCUUGGUGGCCAACAAGGUACACGGACUCAAACAGAAGAACUUGUUCUUAGAUUUAAGACUCCCAGACCUGUUGGAUUACUUUUACUCACGAGUGCAGAAUCAAAUUCACCUGAUAGGUUAGAAAUCGCACUUGUGGCAGGUCGAGUAAGAGCUAGUGUAAGAUUAGAUAACAGAGAAAAGAAUCUGUUGGCUGGUCAGGGAGUUCUUAAUGAUAAUAACUGGCACACGGUGAGAUUUUCAAGAAGAGCUUCAAAUUUAAGACUUCAAGUUGACGGGGCCACCCCCGUCAGGGGUACGUUAUCUGAGACAAUUUUGGGAAAACAUAGUACCUUGGAGGUUAAAUCGAUACAUUUGGGUGGAUUAUUUCACGCGGAAGAAGAAAUUCAAAUGACGUCUACAAUGCCAAACUUUAUUGGACAAAUGCAAGGAUUUGUUUACAACGGACAAAGAUACAUUGAUCUUGUUAAAACACUUGGACCAGAACUUACUUCUCUGCCAACAACAACAUUCAAAUUGACAGCUCGUUUUGUAAACUCUCCACCUGGAAAUCCAUACCUUCCUGUAACAUUCCGAUCGAAGCAUUCAUAUGUCGGACUUACGAUGCUCAAAGCAUAUUCUAAUGUGUUUAUAGACUUCCGAUUUAAAACACUUGAGCCAAAUGGUUUGCUGUUCUAUAACGGUGGAAAGCGGAACGACUUUAUCGCUGUCGAACUUGUAAAUGGUCAUAUUCAUUACGUUUUUGAUCAAGGUGACGGUCCCGUGACAAUUCGAGACAAAUCGCGAGUGCACAUGAAUGACAAUCGUUGGCAUUCCGUCAGUAUUCGUCGACCGGGACCAAGAACACACACUCUCAUCGUAGACGACUCAAUUGAAGUAUACAAUACAGCUGGCAAUAAUGUCUAUUUGGAGUUAGAAGGAAUCUUGUACGUGGGAGGAGUAUUUAAAGAUAUGUACUCUCGUUUGCCCGUUAGUAUCGCAUCUCGUAGCGGGUUUGAGGGAUGCUUGGCAUCUGUGGAUUUGGCUGAUAUCUCUGCUAGUUUAACUGAAGAUGCGAUAGUUCCAAGUUCAUUAGUAGUAGCUGGAUGCGAGGGUCCAACCAAGUGCAGUCAAAAUGCUUGUUCGAAUCGUGGCGUUUGUGUUCAACAAUGGAAUGCAUAUGCAUGUGAAUGCGAUAUGACUUCUUUUAUGGGAUCUACUUGCAAUGAAGAAUCGAUUGCCUACGAGUUUGGAGCAAAUAAGGGUUUAAUUCAAUACCAAUUCCCACCAGGUCGUCAACCAGACACUGAAGAUGAUUCAAUAGCUUUAGGUUUUGCUACCAUGAAGUCAGAUGCUGUCUUGUUAAGAAUCGAAAGCUCAAAUACUCCGGAUUAUCUUGAAAUGGAAAUUGUUGAGGGUAACGUUUUUGUUGUUUUUAAUGUCGGAACAAACGACCUUCCAUUGGGUGAUAUUUCUGUAAAAGUAAACGAUGAUAAUUACCACGUUGUACGAUUUGUACGAAAUGGAGCAAAUGCGACAUUACAAAUAGAUGACUACAAUGUCCAAACACUAUCAGCGCAAGGACAUCAAUCAACGGCAUUUAAUUCAAUGGCAACUGUGUAUGUUGGCGGAAAAGUUAGCCGAAAUGGACGGUCUCGCAUUGAACGGCCAUACGCUGGAGUAAUUUCUGGAUUGUCCAUUAAUGGCCUCCGAAUACUCGAUUUAACAUCUGAUCGUGAUCCACACACCACAAUUCGUGGCGAUGUGCAACUGGUAACCGGGGUAACAGAUAGAAAUAUUCUUCAAAGAAUGCAGCAGACUCCAGCAAGUGGUUACCCAGGAGUAAUGGAUGAUUUGAUAUUUUCUGGGGCUGGUUCUGGAUGUCGAGGUGACGACGAAGAUGAGUGUACGCCGCCAUUUAAUGAAGGCAGUGGGGAUGACCUCAUAACACCAGUAUAUAUUCCCCCAACAAAACAACCAAAACAAGAAAAAAUACCAAAAACGUCAGAAGAUGGUGGUGAUACGAGGUUAUGUGACGAUGAAGAUUGCAAAUCAGGUUCAGGGUCUGGCGAAGUUACAGAAAUAUUUACAGUCAGUACCAUUGCGGGCGGUAGUACAUCAAAAUCAGAAGCAGAAUCAGAAUCAACACAGUUUACCAAAGAAAGUACACACACUACUGAUUCGAAAACAACAGAUCAAGAAUCCCCGAGCAGUCCUAAAAUUUAUAUUAGUCAAACCGAGGAGCGUACUACUCCAAUUGAUUCUGGCAUAUUUAGUGGAUCAGGAUUCGGAUCGUCAACAGCACAACAGCAACAAACGUCACCGUCGUAUUCAUCCACGUCCUUUGCAACUUAUCAAACAACGAAACAAUAUCAAUUCAGUUCAACAGACACGAGUCAAGCGCCAACAAUUUAUUUAUGGCCAAGUAGUAGCACUUCCACAACGCAGGCUGAAACUACGCCUGAACGUCGAACAACUACACCAUAUCGUCCACCUAUUGUUUACACCUCCACGACCAUAGUAAACGAGCCUGAAACAGAAUCCGGGUCAGAAGAUUUGGAUACGGAUAAUAUAAUUGAGACAAAUGAAGAUCGCAACGGCCGUAACAAUAUUAAUGAUCAUAGGAAAGGAGAGCGUAAUGGGAAAAUUUAUGAGCCACGUUCAACACAACGUGCCGAUGUGCCACACUCUCGUUCCGAAAACUAUCCCACAAACGUAUACAAUCCGACAAUGCGCCCAAAGAAGCCAGGUCGUGUUACGACUGACACUGAGGAGCGAACGGCAAUGAUAAUCGGAAUUGUUGCCGGUGUAUUAAUAGCUGUGAUUCUUGUUAUUCUCUUAGUCUUAUGGUUAAAAUCAAACCAAGAACGCUCAUAUAAAACGGAACAAGACAAGUCAUAUAAUUAUGGACCUGGGCCAAAUGCUGCUUUGCUAGGAAAUGUGGCUGGCGCAAGUAACAUGCAGUUCAAUGGUAGCGGGUCAGCAGGAAUCAAUAGUGGGCAUCAUACGAAUGGUGGCGGUUCAUUUUCACAUAACGGAUCAAUGCGCAAUGGAUCAAUGUCGGAAAAACCCAAACCUAGAAAUAAUAAAGACGUUAAAGAAUGGUAUGUGUAGAUUCGUUAUUUUCCCUAUUCCGCAAUUUAAAUAAAUGUUAAAAGGAAUUACUGACACCGAAAAAACUAUUGAGAAGAUUUCUUGUUAUAAAUCGUUUAUAUUUUAAAUUAUUGAAGCACAAAUAAUAAUUUGAUCAAUGCAUUCCACUUACCGAAAAAUGAUUCCCUAAAAUUAUUAAAUCACCAAGAAAUAUCAAGAUAACAAAAACAAUUUUUGCAUCUUCAGUAUUACUUUAAGUCCAAAACAAUCCAUCUUUCUAAUUAUAUAUUAUACGUACCUAAUAUAAUUAUAUAAAUUAUUAAAAGACAAAACUAGAAUUUAAAUAUAAAUAAAAUAAAACAAUAAUAAGCAUUAAACAACUUACAUGAAAAAUAGGAUCCGAUAAUUUGAUAUAAAAAAGUUGUUUCACUAAUUAUAGACGAAAAAAUAAACAAUAUAAUAGACCAAAAUACGCCCAAUAAUAUCCAACGAAGUGUUAGAGAAUUUGUAAGACAGGAAGAUUAGAUCAAUUUAUACGUUAACUUAUGGAAAACUCAUUUUAUUGAUAUAGAGGUUCCCUCAGUUUAUACAUUUUGCUUUUCAUAUUUUUCGGAGUUAAUGCUUCUAAAAAUUGAUUAUAUUGAAUUAUUUUAGUCAUCAAGUGCGUUUAUAAAAAUUAAAUUUGUUUAAAAAGCCAUUAAAAAGAGUUUCAAAAAUUAAAAAUAUAUUAAUUAGGUACCUAAUGUUAUAAGAAUCAUUGCAAUAUUGAUAAUCUCGAUAUGUCGAGCUUGAAUUACAAAAAAUUUGUAAAAAAUAAAAGAUUAAUAUUUA